GCCGAGAAUAAUCAAAAAUUGAAAUAGAUCAGCUAAUCAAAUCAAUUCUGACGCCCUUUUUAUGGUUUUCCAUUGCUACAAAACAAAUUAUUGGUACCCAUUCAUCAUUACAUAACUAACACAACAUCCAUGAUGAAAAAUUCAUAACCAGAAACCCCCAAAACUCUUACGGCGCCCUGCUGCAUCUACUCAUAGAAAAAAAAGGGUGAGAAGACAAACUGGCCUCUAGGAGAAGAUCACGUAAGUAGGACCUCAAAAAAACAAAAAAAAAAGCCAGUUGUCGCGUGCUCCUGAAAAAUUCCCGUGCACGUUUUGCUUUUGCCAGGCAUCAUCCAGGAGCAGGAGGCGGCACAGCGGGGGGGCAACCCGACCGUUCCUGUUUCUACGCAGUCGUAAACACCCGUUCCGUUGCUGCAAUGACGAAACUCAACUGCCCGUGUGUCGGAUCGGCCCCUCGAAAACUGUUAAUUUUUCCUUUAUUAUAUUGAAAAAUAAAUGUCGUGAUUUAAUGAAACGCGUUUUUCAUUCGUUCGAGUAAAAGGUUCGUGAAGGUGCGCUCAAAAAAAAAAUUAGUUUUAAAGAAAAACCCCCUACGGUGCUGCAUAGGAAUACCCUAUUUUGGAGGUUAUAACGUAAAUAGUUGCCAGAAUUUAGAGACAUAUUUUUUUUCGUAAUCAAUUAACAAGUUCUUCCCGUUUUUAGUAUAAUAAUUUUCAAAUAUAUACUUAGUGAUAAAAGUCUAUACACAUAGCUAGUUUAUUGAAUAAGAAAAGUUUUUUACGAAUCUUUUAGAUUUAGAAGAAAACGAUUACGUUUCACCAACAAGGAAAAAUUCGGUUACAUGCCUUAUUAAGAUAUUUAAGAGUUCAUGUAGUGCCUAACGUCACCAAUAAUUAAUUCAAUUACUUACCAAAAAUAGCUUUAAGAAGCAACCAUUGUUAUAUUUAGACACUAAGUUCGUUAAACCGAUUUUAAAUAGCCAGCUAGAUUAAUUCGACAACUAGCCAAUAAUAAUUAACGUUUCUGAUUAAUGAUAAUGUCACACGUAACCCUUUGUAAUUAUUCAAGCAAUGACAAUAAUAAUAACGAUAAUGUUAGUGAGGAUUCUCAACCGCCGACCAUUUAUAGGUGCAGGGCACCGAUAGCAAGUCUGGAUUGUAUGGAAGAGUUUAGCGCUGGUAGCGGACUGAGCGGUCUCGCCGAUAAAGUGGCAGACGGAAAUUUAACCAAAGAACAGCUUUUGCUGGGCAGUUUGGCCAACUCGGCAGUACCGUUACAAUUGAACCGUACCACCAACGUCACGCCAGGUUUGAGGUAUAGGAAUUUAGGUAAAAGCGGAUUGAGAGUGUCGAAUAUAGGUUUAGGUACUUGGCCAACUUUUAGUCCAAACGUAACGGAGGAACAAGCAGAACAAAUAAUAGUUUUAGCAGUAGAAAGCGGUAUUAACGUUUUUGAUUUGUCUGAGGCGCAUUCUGGGACUCGAGCGGAAGUGGAAUUAGGCCGAAUUUUAACGCGACGAGGGUGGAAGCGGACAACUUUUAUUGUUACGACCAAGAUUUAUUGGAGCACAAGGUCUGACGAACGAGGAUUAUCCAGAAAGCAUAUCAUCGAGAGCGUGAAAGCGAGCUUACACCGACUCCAGCUAUCCUAUAUCGACGUCGUCAUUGUCCACAAAGCCGAUCCGAUGUGUCCUAUGGAGGAAGUCGUCCGUGCAAUGAACUACGUCAUCAACCAAGGAUGGGUGAUGUACUGGGGCACUGCCCGCUGGUCGCCAGUCGAAAUAAUGGAAGCCUACACCAACUGUAGACAAUUCAAUUGCGUAACUCCAAUAGUCGAACAAGCCGAAUAUCACUUAUUUUGUAGAGAGAAAACCGAACUUUACAUGCCGGAGUUGUAUAAUAAAAUCGGUGUAGGUUUGAUGGCAUGGUCUCCAAUUUCCAUGGGUUUGUCGCAAGGCAAAGACGACAGUAGCAUCCAGCUCUUCUCGCGUGCUAGCUUCAGAAAUAAAUACAGCUCCUUUUCGUGGACCGAAGAUGAAACUGUUGCAGCCAAUAAAGAAGGUUACGGUUGGAUGAAGGAACGAAUUCAGCCCGAAGAAACGCGAAGGCACGCCGAAAGGAUCAGAGAACUGAACGGUUUGGCAGAAAGACUGGGAUGUUCUCUUACUCAGCUCACGAUCGCUUGGAAUUUGAAAAACGAAUCGGUGCAAUGUUUACUUUUAGGUGCUAGUAACGUCGAUCAAUUGUACGAAAGUAUUCAGGCCUUACAGCUGAUACCCAAGCUUAAUACGAACAUGGUUCAAGAUAUAGAGAAAAUCUUAGAAAAUAAACCUAGCCGACCUCCUAUGGUUUCAACUUUGGCGCUUAGAUGACAAUCAAUGUGCCCUCCUGGCUCAAUCAGUGGUCAGGGUGGCACAAGUAACGCCGAAAGCCCCAAAGACGACGUAAGCAACGCGGACACCGACACCAAGGACAGCCAGAAGUUGCCGUUUUGCGAGAUUCAGUGACAAAAGGUUAGCGAGUUUGUGAAAACUCGUAAAAGCAAAACUCCCGACGAGAAACCCGUGAAGGAAAAAGUGAAAUGGUCGUACAGUCCCGAGGAAGGUCCCAAGUGCACCACCGAACCGUUCGUUUCAAAGAAGAAAGAUAAAAAAGCUGUGACACCGGUGAAUGUAUGAAAGUGGAAAGAAAAUGGUGAUUGUGGUGAUUUAAACGAUGAUAUUGGAGAAGUGCUUAUUUAAAUGGCGAAAUUUAAAUAUUGUUUCAACAAACCAAUGAUGAUUUUUUUUGAUAAGUUUAAUGUAAUUAUUCACAAAUACGAUUUUGUUCAAUUGAUACAUCGGUUUAAGAAGUAGGUAUCGAUUUCUUCAUGUAGGUAUCGAAUUGAAAUUAUCAAUAUUUUCCCUAUUAUCGUCGUUAUAUCUACUAAUUCAAAAAUCACUCUGAGACAUCGAAACAUGUGCAUCAAGAUACUUUUUUUGGUGAAAAAGUCAAUUUUUGAACUAAUCGUACUGAAGCAUGAAACAUCCCCAUUAGAUAUAUAGGGAAAUUAUGUAUUAUAUUAUAUACAAAUCAAAAUCUACUGAGCAUUAAAAGUUAUCGUUGGUUUCAUGACAUCAAUUAACAUGUAUUCGAUUCUAGAGUAUUCGUUCAAAUUUGUAUUUAUUAACGAAUCAAAAACAAGCUGUGACUUUAUUAGGAAUGUAGUUUCUAGAGUUUAAACCACCCAUUUCAAUUUGUUAUUUACUAUAGUCAAACCUACGAAUACUCUCCCAUGAAGUGAGUAAACAAUAAUGGAAAAUUUGGAACUUUUUUGAGUGCGAAUUUGUACUUUUUUGUAUGUACCUUUCGCUAGAAGGUGAAAUUUGGUAGAAUGUAAGCUUAUUUAUAUAGGGAAAAAGUUUUAAAAUUAGGGCAAAAUUUUAAUUCAAUUCUAUAGUUGGUACAAUUUUCAAUUUUUUGCCCAGAAAGCUUGAAAUAAAAGCAAUUUAAAUAAACAUUUUAUUUAUCAAAAAAUAGAAAAACGCACAAAUUUCAAUUAUUAUACAGGGUGUCCCAUAAGUCACGGUCCAAACUGAACGGGGUGAUUCUUUGGUUUAUUUUAUGAAUAAAAUUUUUAAUAAACUAUGUCCGCAACCGCUUUGUUACCGAUCUACAGGGUGUUGAAAUUUCAAUAUUUUUUUAGUUUUUUCUAUAUAGCUCCUGCAAUUUUUGAGGGAUUAAGCUGAAAUUUGGAAUAUAGGUGACACAAGAGGAGCUAAAUGAUUUCACAUUUCAAACGUUUGCCGGAAUUCACAGGGUGAUGUUUUUCCAGGGGUCAUAUGCCCUUUGUAAGCCCUUUUCUGCCCCUGAACUUUUUUGCGGUGCGCCGCUGGUAGAUCCUAAAGAAAUGAAUGACUUUUCUACCCAUUUUAGAAACUUUUUGUUCUCUUAUAGUUUUUCCGAAUUACCGAUCCUUAAUUAGCUAGAUGAAACUACAGUGACUCAAUAUACCUUUUCUACCUACAGUGGUGACAAUAGAAGUCCCGCCGCCAUAUUCUUGAUCAUUUUCAGUAGGAAUCUAGAAGUAAGCCACGCCCUUGCCGCCAUAUUCUUGCUCAUUUUCAAUAUGAAUACAUUAAAAUUUCAUCACCCUGUAGAUCUGUAACGAAGCGUUUGCAGACCUAUGUUUAUUUGAAAUUUUAGUUAUAAAAUAAUCCAAAGAAUCACCCCUUUCAGUUUGGACCGUGACUUAUUGUACACCCUGUAUAAUUUAAUUAAAAUAUAUAAAAAGCAAUACCUACUUACGUUUUUGCCCUAAAUUAAACCAUAAAUUACAUAAAUAAUAAUAAUUAUUAUUAGGUACUUCCAAUUUUAAGAAAACCGAGUUGCCUCGAAAAGGUUUUGGAUGCAAUUGUGCAAAAUAGUUUUAGAUAGAAAACUUAAAUAAAACUUUUAUUAUUAUUAUUACCUUCUAUAGUAUUUUAGAAACUCUUGCCAAUAUUUAGAAGAAUAUAUGGCAUUAGGAUUUUUGCACAACUUCUAGUGAGAUUAGUUACAUAUAUUAUUAAAAGAGCAGAAAGAUGUGAAAAUGAACUAAUAGGCAGCCAAUUUCUGUCUAAAAACUGCCACAAAUACAAAAAAAAAACUCUUCAUGCUCUUUACCUUUUAAUAAUUAUUCAAUUUGAAUUUUGUACUUUCAAGUAGAGGCUUGAAAAUUGCUUCCUGAAUCUAAUAGAUUUAUAUCUAAUCGAAUAAAAUUAGAGCAAAACAACGCCAUAUUAAUUAAUAUUACUCAUUCUAUAUAAAAUUGUUUUAAAUUAAAACUUAAAAGCGAAAAUUAAUAUUGUAUAUAAAUAACGAAAACAUUUUUACUACGACGUGAUGUAUAUAGAGUCUAAAAUCAAUCAUAAAACAAAAUUGUUGAUUUUUCCAGUUUUUUUGAACACAAUUUUUCAAUAUUCAAUGUCCAUUAUUGCCAUUUCUCAUUAUGGUGACAAAAAUGUUUGUUUUCUCUAUUUUUUUCUAACUCAUUCAGCACCAAGGCGGACAUCGGUAUCCGAUAGUUCCAUCAGGCCACAGCGGUCACCAGGCGGACACCGCUUACCCAUUAUCAUUGGCCAGCGAACUUAUAUAAAUAUUAAUGACCCACCUACCAGAGCUGUCAAUAUUUGAAGUAAAUUAUUUGGAAUUCUACUUCUAGUACAUAGGUACAAGGUGAGUCACUAUAUUUUGACACCCACCUGCAGCCGUAAUUACAGGUGAUAGGUAAAAGGUGUAAAUACAAAAGUUAUACAGACAGCUGUAUGCAACAUCCUCUUUUAACUUAAAAGCGCUUUUUGAAACUGGUCUCUUUUAAAAAUGUGUAUUCUAAGCCAUACAAAUUUUUAAAGGUACCAGUUUUAAAAAGCGCUUUUAAGUUAAAAGAGGAUAUUGCAUACAGCUGAUAGAAUUUUAUCUGACCGCAAUAAUUUUUAAUUAGAUUGAACAAAUGAGCAACGCAAAGUAGAAAAAUAUGUCGAUGUACACUUUUUUCAAAUGGAAUGCACUUUAUUUUUGUUUUAGAUUAUAUUUCACUGAUUAUUCCACUCAUGUGUUAGAAAUCCCAUAAGACAAGUGACGAUUUUCAGAAUUACAGCGAAAAUUCUCUCUUCCAUUUGUUUAACUAGAGAGAAUUACAGCGAAAAUUCUCCCAUGUUAUUGUAUACAUGGUUGUCAUGCUAAUUUUUGAUACAAACAAACGGUUCCUGAUAGCAACCAUUUAUUUGUAUUGAUUGCUAAGAUGUUCAAAUCGUUUAAUACAUAUUUAUUUCCAUAUUUUUUUGCAUUCUCAUACGUGAAAUAAUCCUCUAAAUACCACUUGAGCUUUAAAAUGAACCAGAUAAUUUUUCACUCAUGCGUUUUUUUUUCUGCAAAUUUCACUCGUCCUACGGACUCGUGAAAUUAUAGAAAACACGCAAUCAUGAAAAAUUAUCGGUAAUUUUGAAGCUCUCGUGGUAUUAUCCCCGAAAAUACUUUAACUUUUUAUUGGUUUUUAUUAAUUUUCUUGAGUUGACAAAAUAUGACAACUAGUGCCAACCUCUCUAUUUUGUUACUCCUAUAACAACCAUCAUGACCAACUAAACUAAACUAGAAAGGGAAUGUCGCCAACUUAAGUUAUACAAUACCUACUAAAAUAUACUUCAAGUAAUGUCCCUUUACUUGAAGCUCAAUGUUUUUACUUGAAAUGAAUUACUUGAUGAAAUUCAAGUACUUAAAUUUCAAGUUUACUUGAUAAUCAAAGUAUAAUUUUUCAAAACUUGUACUUGUACUUCAAGUAAAUCUAUUGAAUAUAUUUACUUCAUACUUGUACUUCAAGUACUUUCGUCGCGUAGUUUUGCCGGCUCUGCUACCUACUCUAGGGGCCAGGGCGGAUACACUAUUAUAUACACUUUUUUACCGGGUGUCCGCUGAUUAUUUUGUGUCCGCUAUGGCCUGAGAAGUUAUCCAAUUUGUGUCCGCUUAUUCAAUGAAAUUGGCUUGGCGCUGAACGUGUUUUAAAGGAUUGUAAAUGUUUCACAAAAAUAAAAUAUAUUUGAUCUGAGAUCAAUUUCUAUGCAGAGUGUUCCUAAAUAUCAUGCACAAACGAAUGAGGGUGAUUCUUUGGUUUAUUUUAUGACUAAAAUUUCUAAUAAACAUAGGUCCGCAAACGCUUCGUUACCGAUCUACAGAAUGUUGAAUAUUUUUUUAGUUUUUUCUUUAUAGCUCCUGAAAUUUUUGAGGGAUUUAGCUCAAAUUUGGAAUGUAGGUUACGCAAUAAGAGCUGAAUGAUUGCACUAGUCAAACGUUUGCCAGAAUCUACAGGGUGAUGUUUUUUCAGGGGUCAUGCCCCCUUUUCUUCCCCUGAACUUUUUUGCGGUGCGCCACUGGUCGAUUCUAAGAAAUAAAAUAAUUUUUCUACCUUAUUUAUAAACUUUUUGUUCUCUUGAAGUUUUUUCGUAUCACCGACCCUUAUCGAGAAAUAAAUUAAAAAGCAAAUCUCUGUAGUUAGCUAGAUAAAACUAGAGUGACUUCAUAAACCUUAUUGUCUACCCACAGUGGCGAAAAUAGGGGUCCCGCAACCACUCUUACUCAUUUUCAAUAGAAAUCUAGAGGUAAGACAGCCCUCGCCGCCACAUUCUUGCUCAUUUUCAAUAUGAAUACAUUAAAAUUUCAACACCCUGUAGAUCGGUAACGAAGCGUUUGCGGACCUAUGUUUAUUAGAAAUUUUAGUCAUAAAAUAAACCAAAGAGUCACCCCCUUCCAUUUGUACAUUAUAUUUAGGAACACCCUGUAUAACCUACUCAGAACAUAUAAAAUAUAAAAAUCGAAUUGAAACUUUCACAUUGUAUAUAUUUAAAAAAAAUGUAAUUUUAAUCAAACAAUGUAAUUAUUGUUUAUUUUCUUUUUCGUACUUUAAUUCAGAAUAUAUAAUGCCUUAAUACUGUUAAGUAAUACUUCAGUGAAACAUUCUCG
Ceutorhynchus assimilis (cabbage seed weevil) is the source of this 7472-nucleotide messenger RNA. The record is from the annotation of a GenBank genome assembly. NCBI's taxonomy places the organism in Eukaryota, Metazoa, Arthropoda, Insecta, Coleoptera, Curculionidae.